This is a messenger RNA of Eleginops maclovinus (Patagonian blennie), 1874 nucleotides long. RefSeq names its product gonadotropin-releasing hormone II receptor-like. The record is from RefSeq and is a predicted model, not a curated record. Gene Ontology annotation, molecular function: peptide binding; protein-hormone receptor activity; G protein-coupled receptor activity. Gene Ontology annotation, biological process: G protein-coupled receptor signaling pathway; cellular response to hormone stimulus. The transcript is spliced from 10 exons. Gene Ontology annotation, cellular component: plasma membrane. Bases 210 to 1874 code for a protein of 554 amino acids. Lineage: Eukaryota; Metazoa; Chordata; Actinopteri; Perciformes; Eleginopidae.
GCAGGCCCUGGGCCCAGCUGCUCAGCAGCCCCCCUUGCUGGCCAAAGUGCUGCACAACCUGGGGGCCGCGCUGAACUCUGAGGGCCGCUACAGACCUGCUGUGGGCUACCACCGGCUGGCUGCUGGGCUCUACGGCUCUCUGGGUUUCCGUGGCGACCAGGCUCGGUGUUUCAGUAACCUGGCGUUGGCCUGCAGUGAGCUGGGUGACGAUGAGGAGGCAACAGAGAACUUCCUGCACGCUCUGCAGGGCUUCAGAGACACCGGAUGGUUCUGGUUCUGUGAGGGACCGGCUGGUGGGGCGUCUGACUGCAGCGCUACAACAGAGUGUGAAGAGGCCACGCCCACUCAGGACACCUGUCAGACAGCCGCUCAGGAGUCCAGGCCGACUGUCCAAUCAGCAGCCAGAACACCUACAGGCCACAGGUAGACAGGAAGCUGCAGAGCAUUGUGGGUCAGCAGGGGACGGAGCCACUGAGGGACCUGAAUACAUGAGCAUGGAACCUGGACGACACAGUUCAGACCAGGAGGAGCAUCUGCAGCACAUCUUCAGGACCUGCUGCUGCAACAGGAAGCUGAUCCUGAUUCUGUGGUUGGACGUGGUUCUGUGGUUGGACCGGGUUCUGUUAGUUGGACCUGGUUCAGUUUGUUGGACAUGGUUCUGUGGUUGGACCGGGUUCUGUUUGUUGGACCUGGUUCUGUUGUUGGGUUCUUCUGGACUGUAUAGAUCUGCCUCCCCAGAACAUGAGCAGAGCAGAGGAUCCGGACAUGAGGAGCUGAUCAGGAUGUCAGGUAACUGGUCAUCCUUGAUCCCGCCCCCCGGCUCUGAGGCCCCGUCCCCUCCCAAUUCCUCGGGGCACCCCCCCUUGUUUGAGGCCCCCAGCUUCACACGGGCGGCUCAGUUCCGCGUGGGGGCCACGGCGCUGCUGUUUGUGUUCGCGGCGGUCAGCAACGUGGCGCUGCUGUUUAGCGUGUGGAGAGGGCGGGGCCGGCGGCUGGCCUCCCACCUGCGGCCGCUGAUGCUCAGCCUGGCGGCGGCUGACCUAUUGAUGACCUUCGUGGUGAUGCCGCUGGACGCCGUGUGGAACGUGACGGUGCAGUGGUACGCCGGGGACGUGCUCUGCAAGCUGCUCUGCUUCCUGAAGCUGUUCGCCAUGCACGCCUCCGCCUUCGUGCUGGUGGUCAUCAGCCUGGACCGGCAGCACGCCAUACUGCACCCGCUGGACGCCCUGAGCGCGCACCGCAGGAACCGCCACAUGCUGCUGCUGGCCUGGAGCCUCAGCCUGCUGCUGGCCACGCCGCAGCUGUUCCUGUUCCGGGUGGUGCAGGUGCAGACGGGGGAGACGCAGCGCUUCUCUCAGUGUGCGUCUCACGGCAGCUUCCUGCAGCGCUGGCAGGAGACGCUGUACAACAUGCUGCACUUCAUCACUCUGUACCUCACCCCCCUGCUGGGGAUGAGCUGCUGCUACAGCCGCAUCCUGCUGCACAUCCACCACACACACCUGAGGAGUGCAGCGGAGGAGUCGUACCUGCGGCGCAGCGGCACCGACCUGAUCCCGAAGGCCCGGAUGAAGACGCUGAAGAUGACGGUGGUGAUCGUGCUGUCCUUCGUGGUGUGCUGGACGCCCUACUACAUGCUGGGGCUCUGGUACUGGUUCCAGCCCGCCAUGCUGCGGGUGCUGCCCGACUUCCUGCACCACUUCCUGUUCCUGUUUGGACACCUGAACACCUGCUGCGACCCCGUCAUCUACGGCUUCUACACCCCCUCCUUCAGGGCCGACCUCAACGCCUGCUGCCGCCGCCGCCGCCCCCCCCCCCCCCCCCCAAAAAAACCGUCCCGCAGACUGCCCGGGCCCACCCGGGGGCACAGGAGGUGA